AUGAUCUUAUUCGCUACAACAGUAUCUCAAGGACUAUCUCAUGUGGAUAAGGAAACCCUCUGCGGUUUCAGAAGUGUUCCACCUAGUAUUGUAUUAAGUUGGCCAAAAAUCAGAGCCGUUAUGCUUAUGAGCGAGCCGACAAGCGAAGGUAUGAUCGAACGAUGUGUGGUCGUACAACGUCAGAGUGAUGGUUACGGUUUCACGGUAACCGGUGAUCACCCGGUUUUCGUGCACACAGUAAAGCCCGAUGGAGCCGCGUUCUGUGCCGGCGUCCGAGAAGGAGACCGAAUCCUAAAAGUAAGAAUUUGA
Ostertagia ostertagi is the source of this 309-nucleotide messenger RNA. Lineage: Eukaryota; Metazoa; Nematoda; Chromadorea; Rhabditida; Trichostrongylidae. The record is from the annotation of a GenBank genome assembly.